Molecule: messenger RNA, 1221 nt
Organism: Thelazia callipaeda (thelaziosis nematode)
Lineage: Eukaryota; Metazoa; Nematoda; Chromadorea; Rhabditida; Thelaziidae
Source: the annotation of a GenBank genome assembly
AUGCAGCUGCGAAACUUGUUGGCACUCAUUUUUAUUGCGAUAGUAGGCGCUGAAAUAUAUUUCAAGGAAGAUUUUACUGAUGAUGCUUGGGAAAAAAGAUGGGUGAAGUCGCAACAUAAGAAAGAUUUUGGUGAGUGGAAAAUAUCACAUGGGGAGUUUUAUGGAGACGCAGUUAAAGAUAGAGGUCUUAAAACGUCUGAGGAUGCAAAGUUUUAUUCGAUUGCUGCUAAGUUUGAAAAAAGUUUCUCAAAUAAGGGUAAAUCGCUUGUUAUUCAAUUUAGCGUCAAGCAUGAACAAGAUAUUGACUGCGGCGGUGGAUAUGUUAAACUUAUGGCAUCAGAUGCGAAUUUGGAAGAUUUCCAUGGUGAAACUCCUUAUCAUAUCAUGUUUGGCCCCGAUAUUUGCGGACCUGGAACGAAAAAAGUUCAUGUUAUAUUCCAUUACGAAGAUAAAAACCAUAUGAUUAAAAAAGAUAUACGAUGCAAGGACGAUGUGUUCACUCAUCUUUACACUCUCAUUGUAAAUCCUGAUAAUACGUACGAAGUACAAAUUGAUGGGGAAAAAGUAGAAUCUGGUGAAUUAGAAUCAGAUUGGGACAUGCUUCCUGCAAAGAGAAUCAAGUACAUUGAUGACGAAGAUGAUAAAAAACCAGAAGAUUGGGAUAAGCCAGAACAUAUUCCCGAUCCUGAUGCCAAAAAGCCGGAAGAUUGGGAUGAUGAAAUGGAUGGGGAGUGGGAACCACCAAUGGUUGAUAACCCAGAAUAUAAAGGAGAGUGGAAACCAAAGCAAAAGAAAAACCCUGCGUACAAAGGCAAGUGGAUACACCCAGAAAUUGAUAAUCCAGCAUACACUCCAAAUGAUGAUCUGUAUGUUUUCAAAGAUAUUGGUGCGAUUGGCUUCGAUUUGUGGCAAGUUAAAUCAGGGACCAUCUUUGACGAUAUAAUUGUAACUGAUAGCAUUGAGGUGGCGAAGGAGUUUGGGAAGAAAACGCUGGAAGUGACGAAAGAAGGAGAGAAGAAAAUGAAGGCGGCGCAAGACGAGGAGGAGGAGAGAAAGAGGAAGGAAGAGGAAGAGAGGGAAGAGAAGGAAAAGAAGGAGAAAGAGGCUGACGAGAAGGAGGAAAGCGACGACGAUGAGGAGAAGGAAGCGAAAGAAAAGAAGGACGUUGGGGAGGAUGAUGUAGAGGGAGAAAAAGAUAAGGUAGUUCCUUUCCAUGAAUAA